Oldenlandia corymbosa var. corymbosa is the source of this 2856-nucleotide messenger RNA. Lineage: Eukaryota; Viridiplantae; Streptophyta; Magnoliopsida; Gentianales; Rubiaceae. The record is from the annotation of a GenBank genome assembly.
UUUCGAGGUCCAAGCCCGGUCCCACUAGUCCGUGUAGACUGCCAGUUGGACGCAGGUCAAGUUUAAGAACAGAGAGAAAGAUUAUUCGGUUUACCCCAGAGAAUCUUCUGAUUCCCAUAAUAAAGGGAAAUACAAGAAGCUUCCUUUUUGGCUCAUUUUUUUAAUUUAUUAAGUUAAACUUAAUCUUCUUUUAACUAAAUUAUAGUAUUAACUUGUUUUUGGUCUUGGGUUAACUAGAGAACCUUUUAAUGCGCCUCUUUAAAUGCCAGAAGCCUGUACAUAUAUAGAGCGGGAACGCAUAACGCAUUUUGCCUCUGUAUCAUCCAUCAAUCAAUCAAUACAUAGCUUAAUAGAGGGAAAGAGAGCUUCUUCCCUUUACUCAACGUCACUUCUGCUUUCUCCUCUCUCUCUCUCUCUCUUAUUAGGGUUUUUUUGCUUUUCUCCUCUUUAAGUUUCCAUUACUGUGAUUCGUUGUCGGCUUCAAUCUUACGCUGAUCAUCGAGAUCUGAGCUUUUUAUUUUUCCCCUUCUGUUGAAAGCUUUUAUUCACGCCUCUGCAUAUAGUUCGAACAUCUCCGAUUGCUUUGGGUAAGCGAGUUCCUCUGUUUCAUUUUUUCGCUUUGUGUGGAUCCUGGGUAUUGUGCUUUUGGUAUUUCCCCUGUUUAAGCCUUGGUUUUGAAUGCUAAAAUGUUGUAGUUAUUCUGUUUCCUGGUUUUGUAUGACUGCGUUGUAGUAUUACCUUACUGAUUUUUGCGGUUCAUUUGGCUUAGAUCUUUCGAUUUUUGGUGUUUUGUUUGGUGUACUUUGGGAUAUUGUGCGGCAGUUUUGCGUUUUAACCUAUCUGAUAGGAUUACUCAAGCUUAAAAGUCUGUCGUCGUGAUUUUCGUUUGUUUGUUUCUCUGUGUUUUAUGCGGAUCAUUGGAAUGUUACGGAUUAUGCCUAAUAUUCGAGUUUAUAUGUAAUUGAGAUUUUCUUGCAGAAUACUGUAUUUGUUAUGCUUUUACUCUGUUGUUUUUUAGGCCUUUUCCGCUGUUCGUUUUUUCAUCUAUCUCAUUGAUCAAUCAAUCUGUCUGCUGUGGUUGUGUUGAUUUUUUUUGUGUGCCUCUGCAGAUUGCAACUAUGACUCCACCGAUUGAGACUCCGAUGAAAGCUCUCUUGCCUCAUCACUCCACACAUCCUCAUCCUCCUCUCAACGAGAGGAUCCUUUCUUCCAUGACCAGGAGAUCUGUUGCUGCCCAUCCUUGGCAUGAUCUUGAGAUCGGACCUGAAGCUCCAAAGAUUUUCAACUGUGUGAUUGAGAUCAGCAGGGGAAGUAAGGUGAAGUAUGAGUUGGACAAGAAAACUGGGCUGAUCAAGGUUGAUCGUGUCCUUUAUUCAUCGGUUGUGUACCCACAUAACUAUGGUUUCAUCCCUCGUACUCUCUGUGAGGACAACGAUCCAUUGGAUGUAUUGGUCAUCAUGCAGGAACCAGUUCUUCCGGGGUGUUUUCUCAGAGCUAAAGCUAUCGGGGUCAUGCCCAUGAUUGAUCAGGGAGAAAAAGAUGACAAGAUCAUUGCAGUCUGUGCUGAUGACCCUGAAUACCGACAUUACAAUGACAUUAAGGAGCUUCCGCCACAUCGCCUGGCUGAGAUCAGACGAUUCUUUGAAGAUUGUAUCCUUCUCUAUUGUUCAAAUGGUUGCAUAUUGUCUCAAAUGUCUUAUUGCCAAAUAUUUGUUACUUCUUUUUGUAUUCAUUCUUCAUUCUGUUGGCUUCCUUAAUGAUUAAUCAGACAAGAAAAAUGAGAAUAAGGAGGUUGCAGUGAAUGACUUUCUGUCUGCCACCGAGGCCUAUGAAGCUGUGCAGCAUUCCAUGGACCUUUAUGCGGAUUAUAUAGUGGAGAGCUUGAGGAGGUAGUUUGCCUCCUGCUUCAGAGGAUGGAUUUUGUUUGCGAGAUUCAUUCGUGCCAUAUACACUAUGUAUUUAGAUGGAUUUAUACUAUCGAUUCUCCUCACUAUUAUAGUGCCUCAAUAGGCUCGCGCACUCUGUAGAGUGCGUCAUUUUGCCUACUCAUUUUGCUAGUAGAUGAUGAUGAAAAAGAACUGAAAGUAGGUUCAAUAGUGAUACUACUUGUGUAUUUGGAUACCAAUGGUUUUUUCCCCGAUGACCUGGUGGGAAUGCCCCUAUAACUACAAUGUUAUUUUCUUAAUCGAGCCACACAUACAGAGCAAUCGAAAAGAAGGGUGACUACUUGGCUUUUUGUUCUUCAUUCUUUGUUUACCUAAAAUUCAUAUACUUAUUGUUUCUGUCAAAUUACUGCAAAACACAGAGAUAUCAAGUAGUCAUGCAAAACAGAAAGAAAUAACAUUACCAAAGUGGUUUUGGCAAAACAAAGAAAAAUAACAUUGUUGAAAUGUAUUUGUAUUUUUUCGGUUUUUUCUCUUGAGGGUGUACAAACUUUGAACGUUUCACUUCAAAGAAAUGGAACACCGACUGAGAAUUAUAUACAUUUGACUUGUAAAAUUACGUGUGGGGAUGUGAUGCAGAAGAUGUAUUUGUGUAAAUGCAAACAAAACUGGAAUCUCACCUGGGGACCCUUCAUUAUUAGUAUUACUUCUUUUCGUGUUCGCGUUGUAAACUAAACGAAUCUACUUAGCAAGAGUUUUCUAUGUUCAUAUACAGUCAUAGUAAUCCCCUCUCUUCGGCCCGAAAGAAAUUGUUAUCCCCUAAAAAAAAUAUCUGGGUUUAUGAGUGAUCCACUUUUACACGCGUCGUUAACUCAUUGGUUCACAACUACCACCUGGCUGGAUGAGUGGGCAAUACAAUUUUUUUUAUUUUUUCAUUUCGCGGAUGAUGAUCAUCUGAAAGCUCCACACACAC